CCAGCAGUUUGUGCCGUGCCUGGAUGGUUUGUAAGGCCCCAGCUGAGCCCCCCCCUGUCCCCUGUGUGCCCCCAGGCCCUGAAGCAGCAGCAGCAGAAGCAGCAGCAGCAGCAAUGCCGGGCGGGAAUGCCCGUGUCCUCCUCUAACCAGCACGUCCUGCUCAAGGCCGUCAAGGCGGGCGGGGAUUCCGCUCCAGGUUGGGAAGGGAAGCAGGCAGAGGGGCAGUCCAGCAGCCCCCAGAACUCCACCUCCAGCUCCUCUCCCUCUGUGAAGCUCGAGAACUCCCUGCCAGGGCUGGGCAAGAAGCCCUUCCAGAGAUCCGACAGGCUCCAUGCAAGGCAGCUCAAGAGGGCCAAGUGCGCCGAGAUCGACGUGGAGACGCCCGACUCGAUCCUGGUGAACACGAACCUGCGGGCGCUGAUCAACAAACACACCUUCUCCCUGCUGCCCCCCGAGUGCCAGCAGCGCCUGCUGCUCCUGCUGCCAGAGGUCGACAGGCAG
Molecule: messenger RNA, 501 nt
Organism: Neopelma chrysocephalum (saffron-crested tyrant-manakin)
Lineage: Eukaryota; Metazoa; Chordata; Aves; Passeriformes; Pipridae
Product: putative Polycomb group protein ASXL2
Exons: 3
Biological process (GO): animal organ morphogenesis; positive regulation of transcription by RNA polymerase II
Cellular component (GO): PR-DUB complex
Molecular function (GO): peroxisome proliferator activated receptor binding; chromatin binding
Source: RefSeq, a predicted model, not a curated record